Zeugodacus cucurbitae (melon fly) is the source of this 642-nucleotide messenger RNA. RefSeq names its product 39S ribosomal protein L23, mitochondrial (gene mRpL23). The transcript is spliced from 2 exons. Gene Ontology annotation, biological process: mitochondrial translation. The record is from RefSeq and is a predicted model, not a curated record. Bases 124 to 576 code for a protein of 150 amino acids. Gene Ontology annotation, molecular function: structural constituent of ribosome. NCBI's taxonomy places the organism in Eukaryota, Metazoa, Arthropoda, Insecta, Diptera, Tephritidae. Gene Ontology annotation, cellular component: ribosome; mitochondrial large ribosomal subunit.
CGUUUUGUGUUUUCACAUGCUUUUUUAUUUUGACAACCACACAGCUGUUCAUGUUGUUCAGUGAGAUCGAGUGGAAAAGGAGUUAAAACAUUUAAUUGUAAUAACUUGGUAUAAAUUCCUGAAAUGUCGACACGCUGGUAUCCAAUUUAUCAACGGGGCAACCCCCAGUUACGUAUAUUUCUGCCGAACUUCUGGAUGAAGCUUAUACGGCCGGCGGAAGAACAGCCAAAAAAUGUUGCUACAUUUUCCGUGUCCAUGCAGAUGACCAAAUAUGAUGUAAAGAAUUAUUUGGAAAAGAUUUAUAAAUUGCCGGUAGUAGACGUACGAACACGCAUUGAAAUGGGUAAAACCAAACGAGAUCAAACUAUGGGCUAUGUGACCAAAGAAGAUGAUGUUAAGAUUGCUUAUGUAACAUUGCCACGUACUGAAGAGUUCACCUUCCCCGAUUUAUUUUCGAAGAAAGAAGAACAAAAGAAAGCGGAAGAAAAAUCAUUAGAUGAUUCCAAACAAGGAUUCAAACGUUUCCUAGACCGCAAUAAGAAACGACCGGGUACACCUGGCUGGUACUCUAUUUAAUUAUAUAAGUGUCAUAUAUCAAUAGGAGACAGAAUAAAACAUGGCUUUUCAUCAAUUAUUAAAUAA